UGGUUGGGGUAGGAACUAAGUCUCAGAACCACUUGCUGUGUUUGUGAGUGAGUGCCAAGUUAAUCCCCAGCAGGAAGAGACAGGGACAGAGCCCACUGCUGGGCUCUUCCCACUGUUGAAAAUUCACCAGGCGCUCAGUGGAAAUUUUCUUCCUUUCUUCUGCCCUGAGUGUUUUCCCUAACAUGAAGGCAAUAAGUUUUUUCAUCUUGGUGGGAUUUGCAGGAGAGUUCCAAAUUUUUUCAAGUGCUUCCUCUCCAGUCAAUUGCCAGUGGGAUUCCUAUGCCCUGUGGUCAGAAUGCAGUGGUUGUACCAAGACUCAGACUCGCAGGCGGUCAAUAGCUGUUUACGGGCAGUAUGGUGGCCAUCCUUGUGUCGGAAAUGCAUUUGAAACACAAUCGUGUGAACCUACCCGGGGAUGUCCAACAGAAGAGGGAUGUGGAGAGCGUUUCAGGUGUUUUUCAGGCCAGUGCAUCAGCAAAUCUUUGGUUUGCAAUGGGGAUUCUGACUGUGAAGAGGAUAGCGCUGAUGAAGACAGAUGUGAGGACUUAGAAAGCAGACCUUCGUGUGACCUUGAUAAACCUCCUCCCAACAUAGAACUUACUGGAAAUGGUUACAACGAACUCACUGGCCAGUUUAGGAACAAAGUCAUUAAUACUAAAAGUUUUGGUGGUCAAUGCAGAAAGGUGUUUAGUGGGGAUGGAAGAGAUUUUUAUAGACUGAGUGGAAAUAUCCUCUCCUAUACAUUCCAGGUGAAGAUAAAUAAUGAUUUUAAUUAUGAAUUUUACAACAGUAGCUGGUCUUAUGUUAAACAUACUUCAGCAGAAUAUACAUCAUCUAGUAGGAAACGCUCCUUUUUUAGAUCUUCAGCAUCUUCUUCGUAUAGUCAUAUUUCACAUAGCAAUGAAAUCCAAAAGCAAAAGAGUCAUCAAUUGUUGGUUGUCCAGAACACUGUGGAAGUGGCUCAGUUUAUCAAUAACAAUCCAGAAUUUUUACAACUUGCUGAGCCCUUCUGGAAGGAACUCUCCUACCUUCCCUCUCUGUAUGACUACGGUGCCUACCGAAGAUUAAUCGACCAGUAUGGGACACAUUAUCUGCAGUCUGGGUCCUUAGGAGGAGAGUACACAAUUCUAUUUUACGUGGACCCAGAAAAAAUCAAAGAAAGCGGUCUUAGUUCAACAGAUAUAAAGACAUGUACUUCAUCAAGUUUCAAAUUUUUGUAUUCGUCAUCAGAGGGCAAAUGCAAGGAGCUGGAAGAUGCCUUAAAAUCAGAUUCAGGAACUCAAAGCAAUGUUCUGCGAGGGAACCCAUUUGUCAGGGGGGGCAGUUCGGGCUUCGUGUCUGGCCUCAGUUUCCUGGAGCUGGACAAUCCUGCUGGAAACAAAGAGCGAUAUGCUUCGUGGGCGGAAUCUGUGACUGGUCUUCCCCAAGUCAUAAAACAAAAGCUGACCCCUCUGUAUGAGCUGGUAAAGGAAGUACCCUGUGCCUCUGUGAAAAGACUAUACCUGAAGCGGGCUCUUGAGGAAUAUCUGGAUGAAUUUGACCCCUGCCAUUGCCAACCUUGUCAAAAUGGUGGCAUUGCCACCGUCGAGGGGACCCAGUGUCAGUGCCAUUGCAAACCAUACACAUUUGGUGUGGCUUGUGAGCAAGGAGUCCUCGUGGGAAAUGAAGCAGGAGGGGUUGAUGGAGGUUGGAGUUGCUGGUCCUCUUGGGGCCCCUGCAUUCAAGGGAAGAAAUCAAGGAGCCGAGAAUGCAAUAAUCCACCUCCCAGUGGAGGCGGGCAGUCUUGUAUUGGAGAGCCAACAGAAAGCAGGCAAUGCGAGGAGGAGGAACUCCAGCAUUUGCGAUUGCUUGAACCACAUUGUUUUCCUUUGUCUUUGGUUCCAAAAGAAUUCUGUCCAUCACCUCCUGCCUUGAAAGAUGGAUUUGUUCAAGAUGAAGGUGCCAUGUUUCCUGUUGGGAAAAACAUAGUAUAUACUUGCAAUGAAGGUUACUCUCUAAUUGGAGACCCUGUAGCCAGAUGUGGAGAAGAUUUACAGUGGCUUGUUGGGGAAAUGCAUUGUCAGAAAAUUGCCUGUGUUCUACCUGCCUUGAUGGAUGGCAUACAGAGUCAUCCCCACAAACCUUUCUAUGCAAUUGGUGAGAAAGUGACCAUUUCCUGUUCGGGUGACAUGUCCUUAAAAGGUCCUUCGACAUUUCUCUGUGGAUCCAGCCUUAAGUGGAGUCCUGAUAUGAAGAAUGUUCAGUGUGUGCAGAAAGAAACCACUUUAACCCUGGCAGUGCCUGAAUGUCAGCCCUGGGAGAAACUGAAGAAUUCAAGAUGUGUUUGUAAAAUGCCUUAUGAAUGUGGAUCCUCCUUGGAUGUAUGUGCGCAAGAUGAGAGAAGCAAAAGGAUACUGCCUCUGACAGUUUGCAAGCUGCACGUUCUCCACUGUCAGGGUAGAAAUUACACUCUUGCUGAUAGGGAGAGCUGCACUCUGCCUGUCGCAGCCCAGAAAGCCUGUGGUGCCUGUCCGCUCUGGGGAAAAUGCGAUGCCCAGAGCAGCAAAUGUGUCUGCAGAGAAGCAUCGGAGUGCGAGGAAGGCGGCCUUAGCGUCUGCGUGGAAGUGAACGGUGUGGAGCAGACGAUGACCGAGUGUGCGGCCGGCGCACUCAGGUGCCAAGGGCAGGGCGUCAGGGUCACCAGCACGCGGCCCUGCGGAGCGGGGACCCCGUAGGCUCCCGUGGCCCUUGGCUGGUUCCGAAUCCCGCAGCUGCCGUGGCUGAGGUAAAACGUACAUACGGUCACUUCUCCCAACUGCCAGCCACCAGUAGAAGCACCGACCUGGCGUUCUGCCAAACCUGAACCGAGAUGCUCCUGUUCUUCCUAUUUAAAAUGCCAGUCAGGAUGAACAGUACGCACGAACCUUUGCGUGAGCUGUGUGUUCCUGGACAAAUUGCUGACACGCCUGGACCUUGACUUGUUAAUCUGAAAAUGAGAGGAUUAGACCGGAGAGCCUGGAAUACUCCCUUCAGCCCUAUGAUUCUUUUAAGUAUGAUGGACUCCACCCAUGGGCCCGAAACACUGUACAAAAGGAUUAGGAAAACGGUAAGAUUAGAGAGGUUGGCUUCUCUCAGUGAAGCUGAAUGCAAACGGGACCUUAAAUGGAAAAAGACAGAUACAAAUAUCCAUCCCAAGGAGUAAUCUCUCGCCUGGCCCUGUGGACUCCAGUACCACAUGUAAGGAUCCUUAAAUCUUACUGGGAAAUGGAACCGCUGAAAUUUCAGAACCGAGUUUAUUGUGGUACCUUCUGCCUUCUUGUCGAACAACAAACACAAUCCCGUCUUCUCUUUGGGGCUUUUCUUUAGUGUGUGUCAAACACGAGGACUGUAAUUUGCCCACUUUCUCCCCUUUUCUUCUGUAGGAAACAUCAGUUCAUGCCUGGGCUGUUGAGUGAUCAUAUAUUUGACAGAAUAGUUUUCUCUAAUGUGAAUACAUGCUUGGAUUUUUCAGAGGGCCAUACAGGUACAUCAGUGUGAGACAUUGGCCUUCUAUUUAUUCCUUAUUCAUCUUUCAUCAAAACAAAAAACUAGCUGUGGGAGAUGACAUGAGUGGGCUUAAAUGGAAUUUAAAAUAUGCUUUUAUAUACAAAUAAUAUCUGUGUACUUUUCUGAUACUGAUAAAGACAUUUCAGCAAAACCUUAGUUAAAAUGACAGUGAUUAAAAUCUCAUUAAAGAUACUAUCCUUUGGAAUUUUUUGAUCUGUAUCAUGUUUAAUUUUAAAGAAUCUUCCCAUGAAGAAUGGCUAAUGUGUUCUUUUUAAAUAUAUUUUUAUUCUUUAAACUA
This is a messenger RNA of Herpailurus yagouaroundi (jaguarundi), 3823 nucleotides long. RefSeq names its product complement C7 (gene C7). The record is from RefSeq and is a predicted model, not a curated record. NCBI's taxonomy places the organism in Eukaryota, Metazoa, Chordata, Mammalia, Carnivora, Felidae. The coding region runs from base 183 to 2714 and encodes 843 amino acids. The transcript has 18 exons. Gene Ontology annotation, biological process: complement activation. Gene Ontology annotation, molecular function: protein binding. Gene Ontology annotation, cellular component: membrane attack complex.